Messenger RNA from Dama dama (fallow deer), 2677 nucleotides. It is a transcript of the gene MTMR11, whose product is annotated as myotubularin related protein 11. The transcript is spliced from 15 exons. Bases 787 to 2535 code for a protein of 582 amino acids. NCBI's taxonomy places the organism in Eukaryota, Metazoa, Chordata, Mammalia, Artiodactyla, Cervidae. The record is from RefSeq and is a predicted model, not a curated record.
GAAGGGGCUGGAACCUGAAAUGCCUGGAACCCUGAUCUGCAGCAACUUGAGGGUCACCUUCCAGCCCUGUGGAUGGCAGCGGAGUCAGGAGACUCCCCUGAGCAGUGAGUAUGAUUUUUCCCUGGCCAACAUUGGGCGAUUAGAAGCUGGUAAGUGUGGCGGUUUGGUGAAAGGGCUCACUGUGGGUGCUGGAACCCUUCCUCAUCCUUCCGGUAUUCUCAGAGGACAGACUGAGUGGAUGGAGUGGGAUGGGCUAGAAGAGUUCCUCCUAGAGGGACCCUGAUUCAUGGCUAUACCACUCUUUAACUCUUGACUUCAGUGAAUGGCCCUUCCCGAGUCCAGCUCCUCCGACCAGGGUCCCUGCUUAAAUUUAUCCCUGAGGAGAUUCUGAUUCAUGGCCAAGACUUCCGGCUACUCAGAGUCGGUUUUGAGGCUGGAGGACUAGAGCCUCAGGCCUUUCAGGAAAGACUAAAAUGAGAGUAUGGUGAGAGUAAAGGCCUGAGGAGUGUAACUGUGGAUGAGUGUCUUCCUUUGAAAAACAGGGAGGGUUGGACAAGAUUAUUCCCAAGAUUCCUCCCAGCACUACCAUUCUGUCAUUUUGUGGUUCUAAAUGUGUUUUCCUGACUCCAGUUUUCAUGACCAGUGGAGGCUCCCUUUGUUAGGGACAGUCUUCACUUUUCUUCUCUAUUAGUGGCCAAGACAGUGAAACAACAUAUGAGCCUUAUUGCCUCCUUUUUACUUUAGUCUGAGGCAAAGGAUGGGCUGUCCUUUCUUCCACAGGUGACCAUGGCCAUUGUCCAAGCCAGAGCUCAGAACAGUCUAGCCCAACAGUAUGCAGGGAUAACCCUGAGCAAGGCUGGCCAGAGUUCUGACUCCAGAAAACCACCUAUUCCCCUCUUGGAGACAAUAGAAGACUGGGAGACUGAGCGGAAAAAGCAGGCAGCCAGGGGCUGGAGAGUCAGCACUGUCAAUGAGAGGUUCGACGUAGCCACCAGCCUCCCCCGUUACUUCUGGGUCCCUAACCGAACUCUGGACAGUGAAGUCAGGAGAGCAUUUGGCCACUUCCAUCAGGGCCGUGGACCGCGCCUGUCCUGGCAUCACCCUGGGGGCAGUGAUCUUCUUCGUUGUGGGGGCUUCUAUACAGCCAGUGACCCCAACAAGGAGGAUAUCAGAGCAGUGGAGUCCAUGCUUCAGGCUGGGCAUUCAGACGUUGUCCUGGUAGACACCAUGGAUGAGCUGCCUAGUCUUGCAGAUGUCCAACUUGCCCACCUGAGGCUGAGGGCCCUCUGCCUGCCUGAUUCAUCUGUGGCUGAGGAUAAAUGGCUCUCAGCUCUGGAAGGAACACGAUGGUUGGACUACACCAGGUCUUGUCUUCGAAAGGCCAGUGACAUCUCAGUCUUAGUGACAUCCAGGGUUCGCUCUGUAGUACUUCAAGGCACUACUCGUGGGAAGAUCCUCUGGAGAAGGAAAUGGCAACCCACUCCAGUAUCUUGCCUGGAAAAUCCCAUGGAUGGAGGAACCUGUUUCUUGGCCUUUCUUUCUUUGUCCCUUAUCCCUGUUUAUCACCCAGAGCGCGGUGAUCGUGAUUUCAAUGGCCUCCUCUCUUCACUCGUCCAGCUGCUUUCAGCCCCUGAAGCCCGAACACUGCUUGGCUUCCAGUCACUAGUGCAACGAGAGUGGGUGGCAGCUGGACAUCCUUUCCUGACCCGACUUGGGGGAUCUGGGGCCAGUGAAGAGGCCCCAGUGUUUCUCCUCUUCCUUGAUUGCGUCUGGCAGCUCCUCCAGCAGUUUCCAGCUGAGUUUGAAUUUUCUGAGUUCUUCCUUCUUGCUCUUCAUGACAGUGUCAGAGUUCCUGACACCCUUACAUUCUUGAGAGACACUCCCUGGGAGCGUGGAAAGCAGAGUGGACAGUUCAACAACUAUACACAAGUCUAUACUGCUGGGUACUCCCAGCCCCUGGCUGGGAACUCUAUUAACCCACAGCUAUCUGUCUGGGACUGGAAUUUACGCUACAGCAAUAAACAAAUACUACAAUUCCAUAAUCCUGGCUAUGACCCAGAACACUGCCCAGAUUCCUGGCUCCCUAGACAGCAGCCAAGCUUCAUGGUUCCGGGGCCCCCCAGCUCUGUGUGGCUCUUCUCUAGAGGGGCCCUGACACCCCUGAAUCAACUCUGUCCUUGGCGGGACAGUCCCUCCCUGCUGGCAGUCUCUUCUCGUUGGCUCCCUCGACCUGCUAUCUCUUCUGAAAGCCUGGCUGAUCAGGAGUGGGGGCUCCCCUCACAUUGGGGUGCUUGCCCUUUACCCCCGGGACUGCUGCUGCCUGGAUGUCUGGGACCCCAAAUCAGGCUCUGGAGACGCUGCUACCUGAGGGGAAGGCCUGAGGUCCAGAUGGGCCUCUCAGCUCCCACAAUCUCUGGUCUCCAGGAGGAGCUAUCCCACCUUCAGGAGUUAUUAAGGAAAUGGACACCACGGAUAUCUCCCGAGGAUCACUCCAAGAAAAGAAACCCAAAUACCAUUCUCUCCCAAUCCUGUUGAAAUUGGCUUUCUCACAGGCAGGACAGAAGGUGGUCUGGGGUCAGGGAGAGUUUUGUCUAAUCCUUCGGUUUUUCUUGGACUUCUUGGUGUCUCAGACGGUAAGCGUCUGCCUACAAUGCAGGAGACCCGGGUUCCAUCCCUG